AUCAGGAAACCUAUACCUCAGGGAAUACAGUGAUGGUUGCAAAGGCAUCUGGUAUUGUCCUUCUGCCACUGUCUUAAAAGGGAUUCUAAAGGGAUUUUCUUUCCCUUGUUCCUCCAGCACUACACUUGCAUUACUGGCCUAAGUGGAUACUCACCAGCUGGCCGUGUCCAUCACUACAGCCAAGACUGAGAAUUCCUGAUUAUACUUAGAGCCUGUGGAGCUGCUGACACAAACAGUCAUUAGCAGACGACCCUUUUGUAACAAACUGCGCUUUAAAAUGUAAACCGUUGGGGGCAUUUUCCUUGCGUUGUCCAGAAGGAACUUUCUCCUGCCUGCGCCUGGAUUAAUCAUGAGAGAGCUCGUCAACAUUCCACUGGUACAUAUUCUUACUUUGGUUGCCUUCAGCGGGACUGAGAAACUUCCAAAAGCUCCUGUCAUCACUACUCCGCUGGAAACAGUGGAUGCCUUAGUUGAAGAAGUGGCUACAUUUAUGUGUGCAGUGGAAUCCUAUCCCCAGCCUGAAAUUUCCUGGACCAGAAAUAAAAUUCUCAUUAAGCUCUUUGACACCCGGUACAGCAUUCGCGAGAACGGGCAGCUCCUCACCAUCCUGAGCGUGGAAGACAGCGACGAUGGCGUCUACUGCUGCACGGCCAACAACGGCGUGGGGGGUGCUGCGGAGAGCUGCGGGGCUCUGCAAGUGAAGAUGAAACCGAAAAUAACUCGUCCUCCCAUAAAUGUAAAAAUCAUAGAAGGACUAAAAGCAGUUCUACCAUGUACUACAAUGGGCAAUCCCAAACCAUCAGUGUCAUGGAUUAAGGGGGACAGUGCUCUCAGGGAGAAUUCCCGCAUUGCAGUUCUUGAAUCUGGGAGUUUAAGGAUUCAUAAUGUGCAAAAGGAAGAUGCAGGACAUUAUCGGUGUGUGGCAAAAAACAGCCUCGGGACGGCAUAUUCCAAAUUGGUGAAGCUGGAAGUUGAGGUUUUUGCCAGAAUCCUGCGGGCUCCUGAAUCCCACAAUGUCACAUUUGGCUCCUUUGUGACCCUGCGCUGCACAGCAACAGGCAUCCCUGUCCCCACCAUCACCUGGAUUGAAAAUGGAAAUGCUGUUUCCUCUGGGUCCAUUCAGGAAAGUGUGAAAGACCGAGUGAUUGACUCAAGACUGCAGCUGCUUAUCACUAAGCCAGGACUCUUCACAUGCAUAGCUACUAACAAGCACGGAGAGAAAUUUAGCACUGCAAAGGCUGCGGCCACCAUUAGCAUAGCAGAAUGGAGUAAAUUACAGAAAGAUAACAAAGGCUACUGCGCCCAGUACAGAGGGGAGGUAUGUAAUGCUGUCCUGGCCAGAGACGCUCUUGUUUUCUUCAACAACUCCUAUGCACACCCUGAGGAGGCCCAAGAAUUACUGGUUCACACGGCCUGGAAUGAACUGAAAGCAGUGAGCCCAUUUUGCCGGCCAGCUGCUGAGGCUUUGCUGUGUAACCACAUCUUCCAAGAAUGCAACCCUGGAGCAGUACCUACUCCUACACCCAUUUGCAGAGAAUACUGCCUGGCAGUAAAGGAGCUCUUCUGUGCAAAAGAGUGGCUGGCAAUGGAAGAGAAGACUCACAGAGGACUCUACAGAUCUGGGAUGCACCUGCUCCCCGUGCCAGAAUGCACCAAACUCCCCAGCAUGCACUGGGACCCCACGGCCUGCACCAGACUGCCAUAUUUAGAUUAUAAAAAAGAAAACUUAACAACAUUCCCACCAAUGACGUCCUCAAAGCCAAGUGUGGACAUUCCAAAUCUGCCUUCCUCUUCUUCUUCCUCCUUGUCCGUCUCACCUGCAUACUCCAUGACUGUAAUAAUCUCCAUCAUGUCCAGCUUUGCAAUAUUUGUGCUUCUUACUGUAACUACUCUUUAUUGCUGCCGGAGACGAAAACAAUGGAAAAAUAAGAAAAGAGAGUCAGCGGCGGUAACCCUCACUACUCUUCCCUCUGAGCUCUUACUAGACAGACUUCAUCCCAACCCCAUGUACCAGAGGAUGCCACUCCUGCUGAAUCCCAAACUGCUGAGCCUGGAGUACCCAAGGAAUAACAUUGAAUAUGUGAGAGAUAUUGGCGAAGGAGCAUUUGGAAGGGUCUUUCAAGCAAGGGCUCCGGGCUUACUUCCCUAUGAACCUUUCACAAUGGUGGCAGUGAAGAUGCUCAAAGAAGAAGCCUCAGCAGACAUGCAAGCUGACUUUCAGAGGGAGGCAGCCCUCAUGGCAGAAUUUGAUAAUCCUAACAUUGUGAAACUCUUAGGUGUGUGCGCCGUCGGGAAGCCCAUGUGCCUGCUCUUUGAAUACAUGGCCUACGGCGACCUCAACGAGUUCCUCCGCAGCAUGUCCCCGCACCCCGUGUGCAGCCUCAGUCACAGCGACCUGUCCGGGAGGGCCCAGGCCGCCAGCCCGGCCCCGCCACCGCUCUCCUGCGCGGAGCAGCUGUGCAUCGCCAGGCAGGUGGCCGCCGGCAUGGCUUACCUCUCAGAGCGCAAGUUCGUGCACCGGGACCUGGCCACCAGGAACUGCCUGGUGGGCGAGAACAUGGUGGUGAAAAUCGCCGACUUCGGCCUCUCCAGGAACAUCUACUCGGCGGACUACUACAAAGCUAACGAGAACGACGCCAUCCCCAUCCGCUGGAUGCCCCCCGAGUCCAUCUUCUACAACCGCUACACCACCGAGUCGGACGUGUGGGCCUACGGCGUGGUCCUGUGGGAGAUCUUCUCCUACGGCCUGCAGCCCUACUACGGCAUGGCCCACGAGGAGGUCAUCUACUACGUGCGCGACGGCCACAUCCUGUCCCGGCCGGAGGACUGCCCCCUGGAGCUGUACAACCUGAUGCGCCUGUGCUGGAGCAAGCUGCCCGCCGACAGACCCAGCUUCCCCAGCAUUCACCGAAUUCUGCAGCGGAUGUGCGAGAGAGCGGAGGGGAUGGUGGGCGUCUGA
Lynx canadensis (Canada lynx) is the source of this 2959-nucleotide messenger RNA. RefSeq names its product muscle associated receptor tyrosine kinase (gene MUSK). Gene Ontology annotation, cellular component: signaling receptor complex. Lineage: Eukaryota; Metazoa; Chordata; Mammalia; Carnivora; Felidae. The transcript is spliced from 15 exons. Gene Ontology annotation, biological process: cell surface receptor protein tyrosine kinase signaling pathway; multicellular organism development; positive regulation of kinase activity. The record is from RefSeq and is a predicted model, not a curated record. Gene Ontology annotation, molecular function: ATP binding; transmembrane receptor protein tyrosine kinase activity; protein binding. Bases 350 to 2959 code for a protein of 869 amino acids.